AUGGGCAUCUUGUUCUCGUGCCCGACCGACUACUAUGACCCAAUGGAAGAAGGCAUCCUCGAACCGUCGGCGAGCUCCGGCGGCCUCGGGGCCUUGGAUUCCAAGCAAGUCUGCUCAUACAGGGGUCGCUCGGUUUCAAAAGGGCACAACUCGACGACAACUACCCCAGCUCUCUCCGGUGGAGACCGAGAUCUCAAUCAAGACCGCCGACAUUGCCGCCAUUGCACCAGACUCUUCCCCUGCCACGGUGGUGCCGCUCGUGCAGAGAGCUCUUGCCAUGGUGAUGUACACCGACGGCAGCCUCGGGCGCGGAGAGCCCAAAGCACGAGGCGGCGGCGAUGUGAGGCAACAGAGCGUCAUGAGGCAGGCUCUCAAGAUGAAGAACGGGAGGAGGAGCGCCGGCUCAGGAAAGCUGCAUAUAUUUUUCAUGGAUGCCUUUACAUAUUCUAUGUUAGCCUUAUUGUGGAGGAAGAGGUCGCGUCAAUGUGGAGACUAGGCGAACUCAAGUGGUCAUCGACUUGCCUCUACGCUAGCCAACACCCUAUCAAAUUGAGAAAUUUGAGUUGUGUUUUGUCUGAAUUUUUGACUGAAUCUCGGGAUCUUUGUGAGAACGAAAGCACCAGUCUCAAAAACUGCCAAAGACCACUUGUUGUUGGUGGUCGUGUUCACAGAGCAAUUAUUAUGGUUCUUGGAAGUUGAACAAGACAACGGAAAUAGAAAUGAGGUUCCAAGUCAUUAGCCAGAGUACCUCAUAUGCUUGCUCUGUAUGCGAUCAGCUAUGUGUCUAUGUGCUCUGUUCUCCCAUCUGUUUUGUGCCAUCUUUUUUCCUUUCUGUUUCCGUAUGGGUAUGUUGUCCUAUCUAUUUUGUGCACUAUAGUUUAAUUAGCAAAUUUCUGUCAAAUCUGAGAGCUUUAACUGUUUUAUAAGAACAACCUGAUCCGAUCUCAUCCUGGACUGUGUUAUGGAUAUUAGCUAAAUUCUAUAGAGUGUACAUAGGAAUUCCACAACUUGCCCUUUUCAAUAUACUCAGUGUUUCCAUCCAUCCAUGUUGGAAUAUAUGCUAUACUUAAUGUUUCUAUCUAUUUAUACUGGAAUCUAUGCUGUAGAUAGCUAACGAGGGAUCUAUCAGAAUGGUUACAAUAUUAUCUCGCUUUUUCCCCACGUUUUUUGCGUGUGCAUACCUACAGAAAUAUCGAGCUUCACGAACUCACUUGAUUUACCCACUAACCGAUUUGCUAUAUCUUACUUACCUUUCAGCUUCAACAUCAUUGUUGUAUUCUUACACUUUCAUAGAUUAAGAUACCAUGCAGAUAUAACUCUACCAUUGAUUGAUAGAGGUCUUAAAUUGUUGUACAAUUUGUUAGAAGUAGGAUAGCUUUGGUACUAAGCUAAUUAGGCAGUUAUUAAGAUUAGCUUAGGUCCUAAGCUAAGUAGUCAGAUAGUUUUGUCCAAACGCUGUAAUACCGAAGAGGUGCCUUUGUAACCGCCUUAUUGGCGUCUGUUCGGUGGAUAUAUAUACCCCCAACAAUCAUCAAUGAAACAUCACUUGAUUCUCUCAAUCAUUAGUUCCUAAACACAAUUAACAUAAAUUCGGCCGAGGAUGGCUGCACCAUCACGGAUGCCAAGUGCGUCUAAGGGGCCGGAAAAGGAAAAGGAGGGCGUACAAGGGGCAGAAGGAGCCGUCGCAUGGGAGCAAAGUGAGUAGCCAAAGGAAGGUGGAGGGACCAUCCAGGACAUUUUCUCCAACUCACGCCAUCGGAUGAUGUUAUAGCUUGCCUGAACAGCCACCCAACCCGAAUGCCCUCCCUUUACCACUACGGUGACGACAACGACAAGAAGAGUAGAGCUCCGCUCUGAGCCUUCGAUAUUAAAAUAAGCCAAAACUUAUGGCUCAAAUUCUGAUUGAAUUCUGCCUUUGCGCGAUAGCGCAACGGGUCAUCUAGUAUC
Molecule: messenger RNA, 1947 nt
Organism: Lolium perenne
Lineage: Eukaryota; Viridiplantae; Streptophyta; Magnoliopsida; Poales; Poaceae
Source: RefSeq, a predicted model, not a curated record